AGUUAUCUAGGAUGAUAGAAUCUUUAAUGCUAAUUCUAAAUAUGUAAUUAGAAUUUUCAAAAAUCCUUUUUUUAUGGCAGAGAAAAGUGCGCUUCAAGAGUCAAAAUUUUACUUCAUUACUUAGUCAUAAAGAUGAAGGCCUAACUCAACAACGACGAAUUCUUUUGGAAAAACUGAAGUGAAUAAAUGUGAUAUAAUGUUCAAGGGGUACAAAAUAAUAAUAUCAAAAUUUGAUGUUGGAGGUGGCAGAUGUCUAGUCGUAUCCUGCUGGGUCCUUUAGUCGAAAGAGAAAAGUAGUGGAUUACCUAUAGACAUGUUGAUUCACUAAUGGGCAUCACAUUUCAUUGAUAGUUAGGAAUGCUGUUGGAUAGUAUAUCUGGUCUAUUUACUUCAUGAGAAGACUGAAAACUUUACUAGAACCAUAGAUUCACGUAUCCUUUUAAUCGACAACCACGAAAACCAAUGUUUUUUUCCCGAACAGCUAUCGAAUUUUUAGUAUGCUUUUAGAAAAACUUUAUUUUCUUCUUUUAAAUUACUCGUAGACCUAAUCAAGAAAUUAAAGACAGUCAAGACCGCUACAGAAGUAACCAUAGAUAUAAUUCUGAAUAUCGACUUAAAUAAAAACUUUUCUUUUUGAGUUUUUCAUAUUGACAUAAUGCAUCUAUAUUAUAUUUAUAAUUUUCUACUCUGAGCUUGAAACAAAAAUUCGAAGUCAUUUCUAGUCUAACUACCUUAGGAUUUUUAUCGAUAUAGGAGAAGGUAUGUAGUUCGAAUUCUACGAAGAUUCAAAACGUUGUCACUUUAAUUCUGAAUAAGUCAUAUGACUAAACUUGAAUAAUCUGAUGUUUCAAUCAAGAAUUUUUACUGUGAACUUAAAAUUUUAAUUGAAUAUUUAUUUUAGAAUGCAUAGUAAAAUGUCAACAAUUUGUUGAAAAAUAUUCUUUUGCUUAUUGUCUUAUGGCAUUAAGUUCACGAUGUAGUUUAUUACGAGCUGUUAUUUACAAUUGUCUUGCUCGUUUUGAACAACAUUUAAUAUGA
This is a messenger RNA of Rotaria sp. Silwood1, 1038 nucleotides long. Lineage: Eukaryota; Metazoa; Rotifera; Eurotatoria; Philodinida; Philodinidae. The record is from the annotation of a GenBank genome assembly.